Molecule: messenger RNA, 678 nt
Organism: Danaus plexippus (monarch butterfly)
Lineage: Eukaryota; Metazoa; Arthropoda; Insecta; Lepidoptera; Nymphalidae
Exons: 3
Coding region: 154-588 (144 amino acids)
Cellular component (GO): mitochondrion
Source: RefSeq, a predicted model, not a curated record
CUGAAUAUUAAGACAUCUAUCGAUACGUCAGUAAAAUUUGUGACAUGUAUUGGAAACAAAAUUAGAUCAUAAUUAAUUCUAUGAUUAAAUAAACGAAGACAAAUUUUAGAGUAUGCUUAUCUAGAAUAAAUACAAUGUGAAAUAACUUCAAUAAUGAAAAUAGUUACCAUAUCGAAAUUGGUACGAUAUACUGUCCAAAGCAACAAAUUUAUAAGGUCAAGCCAGCGUAAUAGAAGUGAUGCAUGUGGUGGAUCGCACAAUAAAGAUAGCUGUGGAUCUAGUGAAAGUAAAGGAAGUUCCGGUGGCGGUUCUUUGAAGCCACCUCCCUCACCGGCGCAGUAUGAUUGUAGAAAAUAUGGCCAUAAUUUACCAAUGGACAGUGUGAUGCCGAAUUUUGAGACAUUACCUUGUAUACCCACCGGCAUAUUCCGCUGCACCGUUGGAGAGGUUCUUGGUAAUGGUGCCGAAAAGUGCUCAUACUAUCAAAACCCAGAAUAUUUUUCAUUUCACCACAUGACCUUUUAUGAUAUGCACAUGAUUUUGAGAUGUUAUCGUUUACCGAGCCCUGCUACAGGAAGAAAGAAAUAAUGAGCAUAACUGUUAUUUUUUCAAAACAUACAUUUUGAUACGAUUGUAUUAUUCAUUGGCCUUUAUAAAAAAUAUAAUUAUAACAACUUA